Messenger RNA from Galeopterus variegatus (Sunda flying lemur), 1213 nucleotides. RefSeq names its product apoptogenic 1, mitochondrial (gene APOPT1). Gene Ontology annotation, cellular component: mitochondrion. Bases 1 to 963 code for a protein of 320 amino acids. The record is from RefSeq and is a predicted model, not a curated record. The transcript is spliced from 7 exons. Gene Ontology annotation, biological process: intrinsic apoptotic signaling pathway. NCBI's taxonomy places the organism in Eukaryota, Metazoa, Chordata, Mammalia, Dermoptera, Cynocephalidae.
AUGGCACUAUGCCUGGCUUCCAGAAAGAGGACCUCUAAGCAAAAGGAACCGAGCCACAGAAGCAAGUGGCAGCGGGUCCUGGACGCUGCUCCGCGUCCCUGUGCGCGCAGCUCUGCCGCACCCCCGCCCAUCUUCGUGACAGGCGUGCCCCUGCGGAAGCACAGAGAGCCCCACGGGACAGGCGGCGCGCCUGCGACCCCGCGGAGGGCCAGCACCUCCCGCGCCUCCCGCCGCGCAGACCGCGUGACGGCUGCGGACAAUUCAUCCCCGCGCCUCCCACGAGGCGUCCGGAGCGGCCUAACGCACUGCCCGGCCUUGGGCUUCUUCACACGCCCGCCCGAGGUGCACGGACAGCGAGGCCAGUCCCUCGGGGGCGUCCGGGCCAGGAAAGCCCGCCGCAGGCCCAGGAGCCUCUGCCGCGCGCUUCCUGGCCGCGACCGUCGGCUCGCCCCGGAGCGCGGUGCCCAGCGCAGGGAUGCGGCGCCGAGCCGGGUCUCAAGAUUCUGCCCUCCAAGGAAAUCUUGCCAUGAUUGGAUAGGACCCCCAGAUAAGUAUUCAAAUCUUCGACCUGUUCACUUUUACAUCCCUGAAAAUGAAUCACCAUUAGAACAAAAGCUUAGAGAAUUAAGACAAGAAACACAAGAAUGGAAUCAACAGUUUUGGGCAAACCAGAAUCUGACCUUUAGGAAGGAAAAAGAAGAAUUUAUUCACUCAAGACUAAAAGCUAAAGGCCUAGCACUGAGAGCUGAAUCAGGUCAGAAAGCAACACUGAAUGCAGAAGAAAUGGCUGACUUCUACAAGGAAUUUUUAAGUAAAAAUUUUCAGAAGCACAUGUAUUAUAACAGAGACUGGUACAAGCGUAAUUUUGCCAUCACCUUCUUCAUGGGAAAAGUGGCCCUGGAGAGGAUUUGGAACAAGCUUAGACUGAAACAAAAGAAGAUAAGCAAUGAGGAGUCACCCUGACUCUGCCCCACCCAGAGGUUACCAUGAGAAGUGGAGGGUUAUAGGAGCUCAUUUUACAAGGGCCCUAAAAAACUAAGUGAUCCCAAGCCCCACAUCUUCUCAUGGGGGCCCUCGGCCUGUGUUCAGGGCAGGCUGGAACCAGGGGAGCGUGGUCCUGUGUUCUCGGGGCCAUCUGGUACCCUCCUGACUGUGGAUUCCAAGCUGGCUCGUUAUCAUGACGUGGUAUUAAAGCUCAAGCAAUGUGUGCCCA